Microthlaspi erraticum is the source of this 612-nucleotide messenger RNA. NCBI's taxonomy places the organism in Eukaryota, Viridiplantae, Streptophyta, Magnoliopsida, Brassicales, Brassicaceae. The record is from the annotation of a GenBank genome assembly.
AUGUGCUGGCUUACUCUUUUUUUCUUAGUGCAACAAGUGCUGGUUUACUUCUUUGAUAAAACUUUGUUGGUGUGGCUGUACGAGAACCUGCAGCCGGGAGUUACAGUCGCAACUGUCCCGUGGUCAACUACUUUUUCAAUGGCCGUGUGGUGGGGAUGGAAGUGGCGUUUUGGAAACGUGUUUGGAGAGAAUUGUCCGUGUAGAGAUAGAGUCCAAUUUGUUAUGGAGUUGGCAGCGGAAGUGUGGGGAGCCAACCAGUUGUUGGGUGCGAAAGGAAGUGAGAGGCCCAGAGAGGUAAGACACAUUGGAUGGAAAGUCCCGGCUGCUGGGUGGUUUAAGUUGAACACGGAUGGUGCCUCACAUGGUAAUUUGGGUCCGGCAACAGCAGGGGGAGUGAUUAGAGAUGGAGAUGGUCGAUGGAUGGGGAGUUUCGCUUUGAAUAUUGGCCGCUGUACUGCGCCUUUAGCAGAGCUGUUGGGUGUGUAUUACGGGCUGGUAGUAGCAUGGGAGAAGAAGGUGUCACAUCUGGAGCUUAAAGUGGACUCGGAGUUAGUAGUCGGUUUUCUGAAGAGAGGGAUCAAUCCUGCUCAUCCCUUAUCUUUCAUGGUGUGA